Molecule: messenger RNA, 7141 nt
Organism: Cuculus canorus (common cuckoo)
Lineage: Eukaryota; Metazoa; Chordata; Aves; Cuculiformes; Cuculidae
Gene: NRK
Product: Nik related kinase
Exons: 31
Coding region: 89-3838 (1249 amino acids)
Biological process (GO): protein phosphorylation
Molecular function (GO): protein kinase activity; ATP binding
Source: RefSeq, a predicted model, not a curated record
UCCUUCCCCGAGGCUCCAUCUCCUCUAAAAGUUGCCGGGGGGCUCGGGCGGCUCCGCGGCGCGGGGAGGGCGUUCCGGCCGGCCGGGCAUGCCCGCCCUCCUGCGCUCGCCGGGGCACGGCGGGGCCGGGGGCCGCGGCACCAUGGCCCGGGACUGCGCCGCCCGCAGCCUGGACGGCAUCGACCUGGCGGCGCUGCGGGACCCCGCAGGAAUAUUUGAACUGGUGCAGGUUGUUGGAAAUGGGACAUAUGGACAAGUCUAUAAGGGUCGCCACGUUAAGACCGGGCAGCUAGCAGCGAUCAAAGUGAUGAAUGUCACCGAGAAUGAAGAGGAGGAAAUCAAGCUGGAGAUAAAUAUGCUAAAAAAGUACUCCCAUCACCGGAAUAUUGCUACAUACUAUGGUGCGUUUGUAAAGAAAAGUCCUGCAGGCCAAGAUGAUCAGCUCUGGUUGGUGAUGGAGUACUGCGGUGCAGGAUCUGUCACUGACCUGGUAAAGAAGACAAAAGGGAACUGUUUCAAGGAAGACUGGAUUGCAUACAUCUGCAGAGAGGUUCUUAGGGGCUUGGCACAUCUUCAUGCUCACCAUGUCAUCCAUCGAGAUAUUAAAGGACAGAAUGUUCUUCUUACAGAAAAUGCAGAAGUAAAACUGGUGGACUUUGGUGUAAGCGCUCAACUGGACAGGACUAUUGGGAGAAGAAACACAUUUAUUGGCACACCGUAUUGGAUGGCACCAGAGGUCAUUGCUUGUGAGGAGAACCCAGACUCUACGUAUGAUUACAGAAGUGACCUGUGGUCUCUGGGAAUCACUGCUAUUGAAAUGGCUGAAGGAGCUCCUCCCCUGUGUGACAUGCACCCCAUGAGAGCGCUCUUCCUCAUCCCGCGGAACCCUCCCCCAAAGCUGAAAUCCAGAAAAUGGUCAAAAAAAUUCCUAAACUUUGUUGAAAGCUGCCUUGUAAAAAAUUAUUUGCAUCGCCCAUCAACUGAAACCUUGCUUAAGCAUUCUUUCAUCCGAGACAUGCAGAAUGAACGGCAAGUGCGCAUCAUGCUGAAAGACCACCUGGACAGGACCAGGAAGAAGAAAGGAGAAAAGGAAGAAACAGACUAUGAUUACAGUGGAAGUGAGGAGGAAGAUGAGGAGUUGAAUGAAGAUGAAGGAGAACCAAGCUCCAUAGUUAAUCUCCCGGGGGAGUCAACUCUCCGACGUGAGUUUCUGAGGCUGCAGCAGGAGAACAAAAACCGUUCUGACCCUCAUCGCCAGCAGCAGCAGCUGAAGGACCAGGAGAAAUACAAGAAGCAGCUGCUGAUGGAGCGGCAGAAACGGAUCGAGCAGCAGAAAGAGCAGAGGAGGAGGCUGGAGGAUCAUCAGAGGCGAGAGCUGGAGCUACGAAGGCUGCAGGAGUGUGAGCAGAGGUGGCCAGAUGCAACGGCCCUUCAGAGGAAAGAGGAGAUAUGUAAAGAAGAUAGAAGGGCUGUGGAAGAUGAACGGUUCAUAGUAGAUGGACAGAGGAAAUUGGAAAAGAAGCAGGUGGAAGAUGGGCAGCACAACAGGAAGAUGCAUCGAACUCUCCCCAAAGAUCAGACACAGCUGCUGUCUCUCCAGCAUGACCACAAGCAGAAGAAGAAGGAGCCUCCCAACAGUUCAAAUUCUGCAGUGCAUCCUUCAUCAUGCAGCACAAGCAAAGAGGCUGAGGACCGAAAAAAGAAAGGUGACAGCAUCCAGCCUUCCCUCCAGUGGCCAGCGGUGCUGGGGCACGAAGCCACACCACACACCAGGAUGGGAUCUGGCAGCAGUUCCAGCCCUUGCACCCCUGCACCGCAGAGAGCCGUGUUAGUACAGUGUGAAAAUUUCCGAGCUAGUAAGGAUGUGUACCACAGCAGUUCACUGUCAGAUAUGGUGACGACACCACUCAGCCCUGUGCAGGAUGACGUAUUCUGGAGCAUGAGUCAAAAUGAAGAACCACCCCCAAAGGUUCCAGAAAGGACAACCUCUAAAUUUUACAUCAGGGAUCAGCCUGGCCAUCAGAGAUGCCUUUCAAGCAACACUCAUCAGUCAUCCCCCGGGGGACAUGCUCUGAAGCUAAACAGCAGCAACACUCCUGGCAACACACAGUGGGAGAUGGGAUCUCAUCAGAGCAGCCGGUCAACCUCAGGGAAUCCAGGACCGGCCAAAGCAGAGGACAUUUUGUCACAAAACCACUUUCAGCUGCAUAAGAAGUCUGAAAAAGUUUCUCAUCUGGGCCAGAUUGCAAGCCCAGUCUCCUUUGCCAAGGGGAAGGAUGGUGCCAGCUCAUUCUUAAAAGCAGCAGACUAUUCCUCAUCAAGUGACGAAGUCAGCAGCAGCGAUGAAGAUGACGUAAACCAUGCAAGGCAACUGCUAAGCAGCAGAGUGGCAGAUUUCUCAAGGACAAGAGUACCAGAUGGAAUUGAACUGAAACCCCAAAGCACCAUCGCAGAACAGAAGGAUCAGAUUUUAGGGAAACAGAUUUCUAGCACCCAAGAAGGCCUCUGGAGCCUAAACAACCAGAACUAUCUCCUGCCAGAUCUCCUCCUGCAAAGCCAAAUUUCAGACUCCUCUGUGAACCCGCCAAAAGUGCCACUGACGAGCCAGGAACAUCAGAACAAACCUCUGAACAAGACCCCGUGCACUGAAAGCACACCUUCAAAGAGCAGUACAUCAUCUACAACAUCGUUUACUUCAUUUAUAGAUCCCAGACUUCUGCCAAUCACCCCUCCUACCAGUCCAGUAGGACCUUCCUGUAGCUCUCCAUCUAGUGCAAAACCUGAGCCUGUCAGGAGAGAAAAUGCAAGGAAGGGCUCCGUUGUCAACGUCAACCCAACGAAUAUCCGUCCACAGAGUGAUAGUCCAGAAAUUCGUAAAUACAAGAAGAAAUUCAACUCGGAAGUCCUUUGUGCUGCUUUGUGGGGAGUGAAUUUACUGGUGGGAACAGAGAAUGGAUUGUGGCUGCUGGACAGAAGUGGGCAAGGAAGAGUUUAUUCACUGAUUACAAGGAGACGAUUCCAGCAAAUGGAUGUUCUGGAAGGACUCAAUGUGCUAAUUACCAUAUCAGGGAAGAAGAACAAGUUGAGGGUAUAUUACUUAUCAUGGCUGAGAAAUAAAAUUUUGCGCAAUGAUCCAGAGGUGGAAAAGCGCCAAGGCUGGGUGUCUGUGGGUGACCUGGAAGGCUGUGUACACUACAAAGUUGUAAAAUAUGAGAGAAUCAAAUUCCUUGUAAUUGCUUUGAAAAACUCAGUGGAGGUUUAUGCUUGGGCUCCAAAGCCUUAUCACAAAUUCAUGGCUUUUAAGUCCUUUACAUCACUUCAUCACAAACCGCUGUCAGUUGACCUGACUGUUGAAAGUGGACAAAGAUUAAAAGUCAUAUAUGGCUCACUAGUAGGUUUUCACGCUAUUGAUGUGGACUCUGGAUCUGUGUAUGACCUGUACCUUCCAACACACAUCCAGGGGACUAUUCGCCCACAUGCCAUUAUCAUCCUCCCAAAUACCAGCGGAAUGGAGCUUUUACUCACCUAUGAAGAUGAAGGCAUCUACAUUGAUAUAUAUGGGCAUUUCACCAAGGAGACUGUUUUACAGUGGGGAGAAAUGCCAGCAUCUGUAGCUUACCUUCAAUCUAAUCAGGUCAUGGGCUGGGGAGAGAAGGCUAUUGAACUGCGCUCUGUGGAAACUGGAAAUCUGGAAGGAGUAUUUAUGCACAAGAAAGCACAGAAGCUAAAAUUUCUAUGUGAAAGAAAUGACAAGGUGUUCUUUGCAUCUGUACAGUCAGGAGGCAGCAGUCAAAUAUACUUUAUGACUCUUGGUCAAAAUGUACUAUUCAACUGGUAAAUCACAUCAGGAUGAAUGACGCUUUGAAGUUCCAUGUAGGUAGCAGUGUAAAAUGCUUGGAGGUAAUAUACAAAAAUUUGCACUUUACCUACAAAAAAUCUUGUCAUUAUUAUCAAAAUUGAUUUUCUUUCAGUUUGGGAAGAAUUCCAUUUUCUCAUCAAAGUAUUGCAAACAUGUUUAGUUUGUUUUCUCAAAUAUGUUGCAAACCAAGACUGUAUUCACAGUGUUAGGAAAGAACAACAAAGAACAACUUCAAUGAAGAAUGUAGCCAAUACAAGCUCCUGUACUCUGAAGUAGGCAGGCAGCUGCAUUUCACCGCAGAGUGGUAAAAGCAGCUGCUUCUAAACACGUGCCCAACCUGGUAGAUUUUACAAAAUGCAGGGGACUGACUCCAUGGUCCUCUGAGGGCUGGAUGCCUGAGCCCGUAGACACAGUUACUGUAGAACGUGUUUGUAAAAAUGGUUUAAAUAGUACUUUGUCAAAAUCAUUUAUGCAUAUAAAGCAUUAUGGACCUGAAUCUGUAAUUGUUAUUCAAACACGGGACCCACAGACAUAGGAGUUGAUUUAAAGGCACUACCCGUGUACAUAAGGACACAGGAUCAGGUACCUCGUUUUCUUCCCUUCUUGCUCUUUCAGCAUCAGGUCUUCAUGCAUUUGUGUGUAAAUAUAAUCCUUCCGCAAUGGAUGUUAAGAUUAACAAAUGUAUUCUUAAUAUAGUUACAGAAAUAUCCAAAGAGUUAAUCUACUAUAAAUAGAAAAUAUAAGUAACUUCAGGUGCUUUCUAUGCUAAUUACAUCUAAAUAAAGCUGCAUCCACUAGUGUUAAUGGUGCCAGUGUUUCUGCAUAAACUCUGUUCUCAGGGGCUUGUAACUUGGCCAUAAAACUAUACAAGUAUAAUAUAUAUAUACACACUAUAUAAUUAUAUACUAUGUUUAAUUUGCAGGGUUUAUGCAAUCCUCAUUUACCUGAUUUUUGGAUGUGCUUUGAAAAUUUAAAGCAUCAAAUGAGUAAUACAAAAGAGCUCAUUCCAGACAUGAUACAGUAUGGAAAGCACUGUAAGCAAAACUGAAAUCGCUAGCUACAGUGUUUGAAAAUAGAUAUAUUUUACUUGAAAUAUGUGAUACUGAAAGGUGCAGGGAAAGUGCAUUGGAAUAUCUGGUCGUCUACCUCAAGGAUGAUGAUUCAAAGUUGACUAAGAAGGGGAGAAAUACAGUUGUUAAAACUGGUAGCUGUUUUGUACAGUAUGUCAGGUUAGGUUAGGGCUGGCAGUCAUGCUGUGACUGACAGGUCCUCAGACAGACCGCAGCCCUUAGCUCCAGAACUGGUAUCCUUGUAGAUGUCAGCAAAGAAUCAAACUAGGGGCUAUUCCCCCUUCCCCUCUUCCCUGAGUUGGCACCUCAACUGCUGCAGGCAGGUCUGAGAUGCCUACGCUGUUGCUGUCAGUGUUCUUUGCUAUAUGAAAAGAGUGCACUUUCCAAAGUUAUUAACCUAGCACUUUUCAGGAGCACUAGCUUAUCUCAAAAUGUAUAGUGGUUUUUAUGAAGUAUUUUCGUUUUAAAUGUUUUAAGUUACAGAAAAAUAAGCCUAAAGCCAUACUAGAAAAAUAUAUGCAGUUAAAUACUCAAAGUGGUUCUUAAGGUAUGCAUGCAAGUAAUCAUCUUGUGUGCAGACUUAAACUCUGAAUGGUAAACUGUGCUCAGGCAGAGCUGUGAGAAAACAGGAGGUGUCUGUCUGUAGUUAAUGUUCCUACCUGUUGCCAGUGCCAGGACUGGGGCAAACGAGCAAAACAGAGCUUGGCUCCCUGUGCUACAUAACACUGGGUUGUUUUGUUUGACUUUCACCAAAAACAAACAAACAAACCGCCAAACCUGUAACAGAAACAGAGAUUAAAGUUACAGGCAAAAAAGGUAAUUUGCAGACAAUCAGAAAUACAACUUACUUGGUUUUGACUUAACGUCUAAGAGACUGUGAAGAAAGAACAGCUUUCAUUUUGUACCCAGUAGAUGUGCAAAAUGUGCUUGCAGAAGUGCUCAUACUAUAAGCAAUCCGGGAUCCCUCUCCCAUUUUGGUGUCAACAGGUAGGAAAGUUAGGCACUAGGGAAAAAGAAUUUAGCAGAGAGCAGUGGGAAUUUAGAACAACCCAUAUCAACAGAUUAAAGAAACAAAUGUGAUCAAACUUGUUUAAUAUUAUUGCGGCAGAGAAGCCUGACAUAACCUGACACACUGUAAAGAUGUUUAGCUCCAUAAUAAGAGGGGGAAAAAAAGCAAGUUUGAGAGAAGGAACACACACUGUUAUACCAAGGUUUUAAUUUUUCAUUCUGUUUCCUUCUAUUAGCUCCCUUUCCAGCUAUGAUUCGAGGCAUUGGGUAGGAUUUUCAUUUGUCACUUUACAUGUAAAACCAUUGGAAUUGUUUGGGUUAAAUCCAUGUGUAAAUAUGGAAAGAAUGAGGCCCUUAGAGUUGAAUGCUUUUAAAGGACUUGGAAGUGGGAUUGUAUACAGCAAUACCAACUGGCUGCUACAAGGACACGACUGUGGUGUUUUCUCUUUGUCAAGAGAAAAUCAGAAUGGUUGAAGAUGAGAGAGACCAGAGAUGUUGAGGAGAGUAACAGAAGAGAGUGGAAGUGAUGGAAGAGGAGGGAAAAGACGAAGAAAAUACAAUGGAGUAGCCGAAAGGGAGGGAGUAGAUGUUUGGAACAGUGUAUUGCUGUAGGAGAAAUUAAGGAAAGGUUAAGAAAUGUUAAGGAGAAGAAAGUAACUAAAGAAACACAAAGGUAACUGGAGUGAAUGAGUGGUCUGUACAUGGAAUAGAGUUUGUCCUGAAUAAUUGUUCAACUCAAAGCAAAAGUUCAAAGGCUGGAAGGAAAAAAAAAAAAUUCCAGAGACCCAAGUUUAUUGUGACAUAAAUUCAACUAUGCAAAAUGUGUAUCAGGUUUGUAGUUUCAUUUUGUGAUGUGUUUCUCUAGCUGUACCCUUUCUCUAACUGUUAAAACCAAGCAGUGAAGUGCUUAACAGUGUCUUUUUCAAGUGAUGCCACUUUGAUGGGAACAAAUGCUAAAGGGGCAGAAGGGCAGAAUGUUAAGGAUCUGUGACCAUAAUUCUAAUAGCAGGUGGUGCUCCUAACAUUAUAUUUGCCAAACAAGGUUGCGCCAAUACUGAAGCAAGAUAGUACUGUAUGGACCUGCUUUCAUUUUAGGAAUGGUGAACUCUACUCUGCAGCCUGAACCUUGACUUUAAAACUGGGAACAGCGCGAGCUAUGUACUGUAUAUUAUGUAUUGAUCCCUAGCGUUGAAACUGUGCAACU